Messenger RNA from Cynocephalus volans (Philippine flying lemur), 708 nucleotides. It is a transcript of the gene PENK, whose product is annotated as proenkephalin. Gene Ontology annotation, molecular function: opioid receptor binding. Gene Ontology annotation, biological process: chemical synaptic transmission; neuropeptide signaling pathway; sensory perception. The record is from RefSeq and is a predicted model, not a curated record. Lineage: Eukaryota; Metazoa; Chordata; Mammalia; Dermoptera; Cynocephalidae. Gene Ontology annotation, cellular component: dendrite; plasma membrane; axon terminus. The coding region runs from base 1 to 708 and encodes 235 amino acids. The transcript has 2 exons.
AUGGCGCGGCUCCUGAGACUUUGCACUUGGCUGCUGGCUCUUGGCCCCGGGCUCUUGGCGACCGUGCGGGCGGAAUGCAGCCAGGAGUGUGCGACAUGCAGCUACCGCCUGGUGCGUCCGACCGACAUCAACUUCCUGGCUUGCGCACUGGAAUGUGAAGGAAAACUGCCAUCCCUCAAAAUCUGGGAAACCUGCAAGGAGCUCCUGCAGCUGUCCAAAUCAGAGCUUCCUCAGGAUGGCGCCCUCAGAGAAAGCAGCAACCAGGAGGAGAGCCACGUGCUAGCCAAGAGGUACGGGGGCUUCAUGAAAAGGUACGGGGGCUUCAUGAAAAAGGACGUGGAGGAUGACUCUACGGCCAAUUCCUCGGACCUGCUCAAGGAGCUGCUGGGAACAGGCGACACCCGAGAGAGUAGCCACCCCCAGGCAGGCAGUGAUAAUGACGAAGAAGUGAGCAAGAGAUACGGGGGCUUCAUGAGAGGCUUAAAGAGAAGCCCCCAGCUGGAAGAUGAAGCCAAAGAGCUGCAGAAGCGCUAUGGGGGCUUCAUGAGAAGGGUGGGCCGCCCAGAGUGGUGGAUGGACUACCAGAAAAGGUACGGAGGUUUCCUGAAGCGCUUUGCUGAGUUCCUGCCCUCGGAGGAGGAAGGCCAAAGUUACUCCAAAGAAGUUCCUGAAAUGGAAAAAAGAUAUGGAGGAUUUAUGAGAUUUUAA